Fundulus heteroclitus (mummichog) is the source of this 4639-nucleotide messenger RNA. Its product is annotated as FYVE, RhoGEF and PH domain-containing protein 6. The record is from RefSeq and is a predicted model, not a curated record. Gene Ontology annotation, cellular component: cytoplasm. The coding region runs from base 196 to 4017 and encodes 1273 amino acids. The transcript is spliced from 21 exons. Gene Ontology annotation, molecular function: guanyl-nucleotide exchange factor activity; metal ion binding. NCBI's taxonomy places the organism in Eukaryota, Metazoa, Chordata, Actinopteri, Cyprinodontiformes, Fundulidae.
CGUCUCUCAGGUGACACCGGCGGGUCCGAUCCACUGAGUCGAAGCAUUAUGCGUGCUGCUCGAUCCAGAGGCAAGGAAAAUGUCAGCAUUUGACUCGGACAAGGCGGACUGAGUGGACUGCGGAGUGUUUCCGGACAUGAGGGAUGUGUUUUGCGCUCCAGCUUUCGUUUUGAACGCGAAGUGAAUGAGGACAGGAUGAACCCAGGCAUGGAGAAGCCACCAGUACCGCCUAAGCCAAAGUUCAUUCAUGAUCGCAGGCCAGUCCUGCAUCCUUUAGUCCCCAGAAGAGAUGGCCUCGCACCUCUGUCUCCUGGCACACCGCGCAGAGUCAAACCAGCAGUUGCUCCAAAGCCCUGCCUAUCCAAACUCCCCGCUGCUGUAGAAUCCAAGGCCCCCAUUUUUAAACCCGCUCUAGAAACCCAUCGGACAGCUGUUGCUCCUAAUUCUCACAACAGGAUUCAACAUGGAAAGAAGCCUAACCAGGAUUAUAUCAUUCCUAUUUGCCUGUGCAGCCAAGAAAACUGCACAUGCAUCAACAAAAAAAUGAAGCUCCAGCAGGGCGAAAAGAAAGACUUUGAAGCAUCACACAAUGACAGGACUGAAGAAAACAAAAAGACUGUUCCUGUACCUUGGGAGUCUCAGGAUAACAAACGAGUGAAAACAAGCCAUACUGAGUGCCAAGAGAUCAACAACUCCGCAAUCAAUAUCAUCAAUCGAGAUAACAUUAAUAAGACUCAAACCCAAAACACUGACUCUAAGACCGUCAGUCCUGAAAAGACUGUUGGACCAUCUCUCAGAACAAGAAGUGACGGCACAGAUCCCAGUGCAAUACAUCAAGAUGUACCUGGAACAGGACAACAGGAUGGUAGUCUCGGCUCAAAGCCAACCGGUGUACUGCAACCCAAACGUCCCCCGCCAGUCCUUAGGAAGCCUGUCCCUGUUCCACGGAAACCCAGGAAACAUCCUCCACCCUAUCAGGAAAAGGUGGGGAAGGACAGGGAUGAAACUGUUAUCCAGGAAAGGAGGGAAGUAAGUGUCAAAGAGGCUGAGGUGGCAACAAACGGAAAGGGAUGCUCAUCCCUGUCUGCCGGCGUACCCGGCAAUGAAAAUAGUCAACCGGUGUUUCUGUCUACAAGGCAGGCCUGUCCACCACCUGUCCCUCCUGCCAAGAAAAAACCUUUGUUAUCUAACCCCUUAAAAGCACCUCUCUCUGCUACUCAGACUCCAUCUGGGGAUGUGCAUGCUGAAGAUACAAGUAACGGCAUCUAUGAGCUAGAGAUAUGCGUUGACGGCGAGGAUGACAAGCUGACCGAGAAAGUUGUGGAUUAUCAACAAGAAAGGCAUCAUCUGCCCUUCCACUCCGUGCUUAGUCCACCUGAGCACAACAAUCUUCCAGCGGUCAUUUUUUCAGCAGAGGACAAAGGGACGAAAGGCAAAAUGCCAAGGAAGCAUCGUAGAAACAACAGCACGUUGGGAUUGAUUGAGGAGAAGGAAUCCUUCGAGGAUAAACGUAUGAGUGUGUCAGAAGACUUUGAAGCAAAGCAAGCCGCCAACACUUUACUAGAUGGAGUAUCGCUGGGACUAAUGAGAAGGGAGCUGCCUUUACUUCCACAUGAGAAAGCGAACGGUGACCCUGGAACAACUGGAAACGUCAAGCCUUCUCGUAGUAGCCUUGCCAAAAAGAAGUCCAAGUCCUUUUCUACGGCAGACCUCAUUCAAUCUGAAGGACAGAAGAAAAACUCCUUUAGGAAAAUCCUAGAACUCAAGCUAGGCAAGAAGCCAGUACCAAAUAAGGUAGAAAUAUCAAACCAGACUCCUGAAUCCACUGUGAAUGAUUCCAGAGUAAAUCUUCACAGGGAUCCGUUUGCAAAUCAGAACACUCCAGCCUUUGUUGGCACUGAUAAUAAUUUCCAUUUUUCACAAACCGGCAUUGAACAAAGCGUUGACGGAGAUGAGAUUUGCUCUGAACCACAGCAGUCUCCCAUCUAUGAGACCAUUUCACUACACUCUGAUACCCCAGAUUAUGAGAACAUCGACGUUGGAAAGGCUGCCUCUCCUUCUCCUGCUCCUCCAGUUUUUCACACCGAGGGCUGGCAGAGCUCUCUGUAUGAUGACGAGGGGAUUUAUGAGGAACAGGACCCAUAUUUCUCCCUGGUGCAAAACUCCCGACAGCAUCAGAUGCCAACGGGAUAUGACAGCAGAAACUCAGCUGACGAAGAGGUGGCUUUUAUUAACGACACUUUCUCCGACGAUGACAUCGCGGUCAACUCCUCGGAUGAAGAGGAUGAAGAUGAUAGCAGUUUUAACUCGGGUAAAGAUGACCCUGAGCAGCCAGAGGAGAGCAUGGUGCAGAGGGAAAAGAAGAAAAGUAAGAUACAACACAUCGCCACGGAAAUCAUGACCUCCGAGAGCGUGUUUGUUGACGUCCUGAAGCUGCUACAUGUUGACUUCCGUGAUGCCGUGCUUGAGGCAUCUCGUCAGAACGGGAAGCCUGUGAUUGAGGAACGUCAUCUCAACCAGAUCCUGUACUACCUCCCUCAGCUCUACGAACUCAACCGAGACCUGCUUAGAGAGCUGAAGCAGAGAGUUACCAACUGGGAUGACAGUUCCCAGGUGGCUGACAUCUUCCUGAAGAAAGGACCCUAUCUAAAGAUGUACUCCACAUACAUCCGUGAGUAUGACAAGAAUGUCACCUUACUGGAAGAGCAGAGUAAGAAGAACUCCGCUUUCGGCGCUGUGGUCAAAGAAUUUGAGGCGACUCCUCGUUGUGCCAGCUUGGCUCUGAAGCAUUACCUGCUGAAGCCAGUUCAGAGAAUUCCUCAGUACCAGCUACUGCUCACAGACUACCUAAAAAAUCUGUCAGAAGACUCAAAGGACUACAAAGAUACUGAAGCUGCCCUUGCUCUUGUGAAAGAGGUGGCCAAUCACGCUAAUGACAUCAUGAAACAUGGGGAUAACUUCCAGAAUCUGGUUCGGGUGCAGUGUCAUUUGAACGGCAACCAUGAGAUUGUCCAGCCUGGACGGAUCUACAUCAAAGAGGGUGUCCUGAUGAAGCUGUCCAGGAAGAUCAUGCAGCCCAGAAUGUUCUUCCUGCUUAGCGACGUGUUGCUGUACACCACCCCUGUUCAGUCGGGCCAGUACAAGCUUAAAAACAUGCUGUCUCUGGCUGGGAUGAAGGUUAGCAAACCCAGUCAUGAGGCUUAUCAGAAUGAGCUGAACAUAGAAAGUGUGGAGCGCUCCUUUAUUCUCUCUGCAAGUUCGGCCGCAGAGCGGGAUGAAUGGCUUAAGGCUAUUUCCUCGGCUAUCAGCGAAUAUACAAAGAAGAAAAUUAGCUUUAUAUCGACCAACACCCCAGCUGAGAAAAACUUGGAGGAUACUGUUGAUGAUGCUCUUUUGGGAUCCAAAGCGCCCAUUUGGAUCCCGGACCCACGGACCACCAUGUGCAUGAUCUGCACCUGCGACUUUACCCUGACGUGGAGGAGACACCACUGCCGUGCAUGCGGAAAGGUGGUUUGCCAGUCGUGUUCCUCCAAUAAACAUCGUCUUGCAUAUCUAAAGAACCAGUCAGCACGAGUGUGUGAUCAGUGUUUCCUCAUUCUUCAGCAGCAGCAGCAAAGUGAAAUUGUCUCAGCUGCAGCAAUAACGCCUGGGAGCAAGGCGACGUUGGCAUUUAACAGGAAGCAGAAGAGAAUACCCGCAACCCUCACAGAGGUGUCUGCAAGCACUGAUGAUUCCUCCAUGAGCGGUUAUCUGCAGAGGUCCAACGGCAAGAAAAAGCAGGGGAAGAGGCUGUGGUUCGUCAUUAAAGACAAAGUCCUGUACACGUACGCCGCCAGUGAGGAUGUUGCAGCCUUGGAGAGUCAGCCCCUGUUGGGCUUCGUGUUGAAAGUGGAUUCCUCCCAGAAGCAGCAGUUUGAGCUCUACCACAAAAAUACACUUUACUACAUUUUCAGGGCGGACGAUGUCCAAACAGCCCAAAGAUGGAUCGACUCAUUCAGAGAGGCAGCUGUGUUGUAGCAUCUGUUGAGGAUCUCUGUGUGGAUUUGCCUGCGUCUUUGGAAGUAUUUUACCUCAGUGCCUCACAGGGUUAAAAAAAUAAUAAUCUGGAGACACCGUUUUUUUUUUUUUUUUCCUAUUGUAUUUUUAUUAUGUUGGAUUUUUUUUUUUUACAUUUUUGUAAAUGUUAUUUUUAUAUAUGAACAAGAAAGUUUUUUUCUCCAUUUUAUUUAUAACAUUUUAGCUCCAGGAGUUAGUAUUUCAGGCUUUCACCUAGGAUCUUGAUGCCCAUUCACUUCAUGAAAUCUGUUGAUGAUUGCUAUGGAUUUAUGACAAAUAUUGCAAUUAUAAUUUAAUUUGCUUCUGCUUUUCAGUUCUUAAUAUGUCAGAACAAAUCACCUUAAUGUUGUAGUUCUUUGUUGUUCCCUGACACCAUGCUGCCACAGUAUAAGAAAAACUCACAGACUGCACAUUUGGUGUGUUGGGCAAAGACGCACUGUAGGAAAAUAACUUCACUGUAAUAUAUCUUGCACUUAAGUCACUUAAACGGAUGUACAUAUGGAAUAUUACAUGUAAACUGUGAAGUACAAGUUGACUGUGAAGCAAAUAAAGUCAAACUUCUGUGGCUGUUUACAUCCUUAAA